Branchiostoma floridae (Florida lancelet) is the source of this 2453-nucleotide messenger RNA. Its product is annotated as allene oxide synthase 1, chloroplastic-like. Gene Ontology annotation, molecular function: iron ion binding; monooxygenase activity; protein binding. The record is from RefSeq and is a predicted model, not a curated record. Bases 145 to 1911 code for a protein of 588 amino acids. Gene Ontology annotation, biological process: sterol metabolic process. The transcript is spliced from 8 exons. Lineage: Eukaryota; Metazoa; Chordata; Leptocardii; Amphioxiformes; Branchiostomatidae.
AGGCCUAGCUGGAGUGGACUAGAUUCUAACAACGAAGCUGGAGGUGUAAAUACAUAUUUAACACGAAGACUACUGCGUCAAGUCCUUAGCCACGGACUGUAACGGCAACUCUAAAAGAGGAAGACUACAGACCAGUGAAAAACCAUGGGCAACCAAGUGGGAACUGUUAGAUUGCUGGGAUGGGGCAACCAGGCGUUGAAACCAAAUAGAGAAGAAGAUUUCGUGGAGAAAAACAUCGGUUUUCCGUGUCGCGUUGUGACCGGGAACAAGGCCGUGCAGUCCGUCUUUGACAUUGAACUUUUCAAAAAGGAAGAAUUUUGUUUUGGCGUGGCAGAAGUCCGACGGGAUUUCACUGAAGGCAUUUGUCCAAGCGUCUCGUCCAACGGCAAGAUCCAUGAGAAAAACAAGGGGUUUUUAAUGGAAGUGAUCGCAAAGGCUGGCGAAGGCAUUCCAUCAUCAACCGCAUCGUCUGUAUUGUCCAACAUCUCUAAAUGGGGCAGCACAGCAAUGAGCGACUUCGAGUCAAAGUUGUUGGCUGUUGCAGCGGAUACCGUACUUCCUAACAUCUUUGGGGAGUCAUCGUCUUUUAAUGCGGAAGAUAUUCGUCUUUAUAUCAUCGGGGCGACUGAAGUAAGAUCGUGCAUCGUGAAAGCUUUAACAAGUAAGAACCUUGACGAAGAACGGCAGGCAGUGAGGUCGAUCAUUGGGAAGAUAAAGACAUCAGAGAGAUACCAGCAACUGAUGGAUCUUGGUCAUGCGUACGGGUUGGGAGAAGCAGAGACGACGGCACAACUCCUCUUACCGGUAUUCUUCAACGGGGUUGCUGGCAUCAGAGCAAAUCUUGUGUCGUCCUUCGCCCGCUUGGACACCAUCAGCGCAGAAGACCGGGAGGAGCUACGGGAGGAGGCGCUUGCUGCCCUGAAGAAACAUGGAGGUCUGACCCGUGAGUCCCUGGAGGAGAUGCCGAAAAUGGAAAGCUUCGUCUUGGAAGUACUGCGGGCCUGUCCAAGCCCAAUGUUUUGGAGCACCAUUGCUACACGUCCAACGACUGUGGAGUACACCACGGAGAGCGGAGAACACGCACUGAAGAUCAAGGAAGGUGAGCGCGUGUAUGCCAGCUCGUACUGGGCACUGAGGGAUCCUGCUGUCUUCGACAAACCAGAAGACUUCAUGUGGCGCAGGUUCCUCGGCCCGGACGGUGACGCUCGUCGGAAACACCACGUCAUCUUUCACGGACGACUCACCGACACACCCGCGGUCAACAACCACAUGUGCCCGGGUAAAGACGUCUCGCUGUCAGCACUAAAAGGCAGCAUCGCCAUUUUCAACACCUUCUUCGGAUGGGAACUCCAGGAGCCGCCGGUGUGGACAGGGACGAAGAUGACCCGCGGUAGUCAACCAGACUACGAAGUGAAAAUCAAGUCAUUCUGGGUACAACACCCUGAAGACUUGAAUGAGAUCUUUCCAUCCCACUUCCGCGACAUCAUUGACGAAGUAGAUGAUGUUGAUGACAUUGACGUGCUCGUCAAAACGAAGACCGGGACUUACAGUGGCUCUGGUACAAACUCAAACGUCUACAUCCGCCUCUUUGACGACAAAGGCCACCAGUCCCGUGAGCUGCAGUUGGAUGUGUGGUGGAAAAACGACUUUGAAAAGGGACAGGAGGGACAGUACAAACUGAAGGAUGUAAAAGUGGCUGCCCCUAUUGUGAAAAUUGAGCUGUUUCGGGAUGGAUGCCACCCUGAUGACGACUGGUACUGUGAGUCCGUCUCUGUCCAACUCAACCCGGACAACAGCGGACCGACAUACGACUUUUCUGUGAACCGUUGGAUCAGGCAAAAUGAUCACGUGUGGCUGAGUCCCGGUGGAUGUGAGCGUCCACAGGACGACGUGAACCCCAAAGAUGACUAGGAUGAACUUCUGGUGUAACCUGGAAUCUCGUCUCCUUGUGGCUCGGCCUACCGUAGUUAGUGCAGGCUUUGUACGAGGCCAGUGCAGCUCUCAGCCGCCGUAGGAAUCGGCCACACCCGGUAGGAUUUUCACGCGGUAGGACUUUUGCCCAGAGGGCUAGGGACAAUUAGCAAUUAACUCCCACUGGGCAAAGUUUAACCGUGUGAACGAUUACCCUGGCGGCUGAGAGCUUCACUGGCCCGGUAGAGAGCCUACACUAACUACGGUAGGCCGUGCCACAAGGAGACUGGAUUUCAGGUUACUUCUGGUGAUGAGGAAAGCACUAUCAAGGCAGUAUAACAGACGAAUAACGAGGCUCUUUUUACAGAACCUUUGCUUUAUUUGCACCGACGUUUUGAUAACCGCAUGUUAUGUUCAUGAGGGCAAUUUGACUUGUUCAGUGUACUGCAGUGCUAGGAGUAACUCUUUACAAUUAGAAAUGCUAUCACAAGAGUUCAACGAACACAUUUUUUUUUGCUAUUAAGUAAACAAUCAUGCCUUUA